AUGGAAGCCGUUCGUCAUAGUGUCUCUGGCCCUUAUGAGGCGGAGCUUGAACGCACCGUCCAGGAGCUUAAGAGAAUGAAAAGGCAGCUCGAAGAUGCUGUGCACCAGGCGAGGUUGUCUGCCGCCGCCUCUAGGGCGGGACUCUCGGCCAAAGACUCCUUGGCGACCAUGGCGAAGGCAUAUCAGGGCAUGACAGACGCACCGCCGCUCCUGCCGCCACCAGGGUCAGUCCUGCCAGCGCUGCUGGCUAUGCGACGUACGCAGCAGACCAUCGCAGAGACCAAUGAAUCAACUGAAUCAUAUGCGACCUUGAUGGAGCAGCUGGAGCGAAAGAUAGAGGCAGAACGGAGCGCUUUGCGUGAGCAGCAGACCUUGGAGGUUGCUCUGCAAAAUCGAAUCAAGUCGUUGAGUGAAGGCCUCGAGAACAGGCAAGAAAAGACAGAGGAACAGAUGGCCAAGGAACGCAUAGCCGAGUUAAGGCAGCAAAAAGACCACUGGGACAAGCAGACCGCGAGCCUGAUGAAGCACCUAGACUGGUUCAUCAGCGAGCAUCUCGGCCCUAUGUUGGCGGCGGAGGAGUUGGGCGGCCCGGUGGUUGGGGAACUGAUGGACAUCGACACAGACGACCUGGGCGCCGGGUUCAGUGCACAUGGGAAAUUGAAGAAGACAAAAGAUCAGCCAGACCUGGACAAACGUCAGAGACGGAUCGAUGAUAUCUGGGGCCCUCAGGACCAGCAGGCCCAAAUAAAUAAGAGGAAGCGUGACAGGGACGAAGCAUCAGCCGCAAGCGCUGAGAUGCGCGACCUCACGGAGCAGCUCAUGAACAAGCUGACAGAAGCCGCGGGGGACAACACGGCGGCAUACGUGGAGAUUGCCAGAGAAUCCGCGGCAGCAAGGUUCCUUGUCCGGUCCAAGGUCGCCGUGUUCCAUCCCAAAGAUGCGCGCAGGUUGCGGCUCGUUGACUUUGGGCGGGAAUUGGACGACUAG
Molecule: messenger RNA, 987 nt
Organism: Chaetomium strumarium
Lineage: Eukaryota; Fungi; Ascomycota; Sordariomycetes; Sordariales; Chaetomiaceae
Exons: 2
Coding region: 1-987 (328 amino acids)
Biological process (GO): kinetochore assembly; mitotic sister chromatid segregation
Cellular component (GO): nucleus
Source: RefSeq, a predicted model, not a curated record